This is a messenger RNA of Bactrocera dorsalis (oriental fruit fly), 4409 nucleotides long. RefSeq lists its product as uncharacterized. The transcript has 2 exons. NCBI's taxonomy places the organism in Eukaryota, Metazoa, Arthropoda, Insecta, Diptera, Tephritidae. Bases 1596 to 1706 code for a protein of 36 amino acids. The record is from RefSeq and is a predicted model, not a curated record.
AAGAAUAUUUAAACGCUGAACUUCUUUACUUUUGCUGUAUUACAGAAAUGCUCUUUAAACUUAAAAAAUAAUGCAACUUGAAUUCUAAAUUUUCUACUGGGUACUUUGAAAUACACACAUAACCGAACAACUGUGCUGAUAACUGCUUCAUGCUCUUUUAUCGAAGAAUUCCGCUGACAGGCGCUUUCACUUGCUUUGCACGUUUCCGAAGCACACUCUCCAUACACAAACACACAUAUGUAUGUAUGUACGUAUUCCUCCCUCACUUUGGUUGGUGGUGAGCGACUGGAAAGCAUGAAAGCAAUUUACUGCGCUGGUGUUUGGCCAAAGGCAUUUUGGCUAUCUCAAUUCGUUUUUCCUUUGGACCUGUCAGUCGAUUCGUGUCGGCCGUGCACAACAGUUGCUUAUAAGCCAUAACGAAAAAUUAAACACUAGCAAUCGCCCGAAACUUAUCGCCGAAAGGAAUCGUGCGCGCGCGCAUUCAAAUCACUUAUUUUCAACACAAAAGUAGCAGUUCUUUCUUGCCAACACCGCCGCCGCCGCCACCGACGCUUUCGCAGCUAAGCACUUUUGUUCGCGUGAAGUCUAUCGUGCUAUUGAACGAACGCUUUUCUUUCAGUUCACAACAACAAUAUCAGCGUUAAGUGGAUACUUAACUGCCAAAUAGCAUCUUCUACUCGCUUCACUUUUUUCUUUUCCACUGUGCUUUCGCUUUGUUUUGCAUACCGCGACUUCCCUCUGUCUCUACGGUGAAUUUGUUUUGGAAUACUUUCGAUAACAUCGCCUUCGCCGUUGCACUUGCCGUACUUCGCACUUCUCGCAGCACGGCGCCUUCGUUGAUUGCAUCGCGUUAAUUGUGCAUUCGAUUUGUUUUGUUUGCUGAUCUUCCGGCCGCUUCGCUUCGCGUGAAUUUGCGUCUAGUAAUUGUGAGGAAAAUUGUGCAGAAAUAAAAGAGACUCUGGCCAUAAAAUACGACCAAAGCCACAAAAAUUACAAAUUAAUUUAUGCAAAGCUUGUGGAGCAAAAUUUUCUUGGUUUGCACAAAUUGUCGGAAAUAAUAUAGAAACAAAGACAUAAAGAAUUGCCUAAGUCAACUAGUGCUUCGGUGAAAACAAACAAAAUCCACUAAUUAAAACGAAAACAACAAAAAAGAACAAUUAAUUUUAAUGACGACUUGCCACAACUGAGAUUUGCUUAAUGUGAUUACGUUUGUUGCGUUCACCUGCAGUGAAAAGGAACUUCCACAAAUAAAACCACCAACAACAAAUACCACUACUUAAUAUUACUACCGGAAAAAGCAAAAAGAAAGCUGACAACUUGAUACACGCGAGCACCUAAAGUACGACAUUCGCGACACAACAAAACGACGCUAUUCACAGCGAGCAAAAGCUACACCAAAGUACAUGCUGAAUUGUUCUGGUGAAAAAUAGCGUCGAUAACAAAAGUGUGACCAAAGUGCGGCAAUCCACGACGCUGCUGAUUUAUUAACUGCUUUGAGCUACUUGCGGUGCUUUGUACAAUCUUUUGUAAGCGUCUUAGCGCUCAUAAGCCAUAAUUCGUCUUUUUCAAUAAUUCUUUUGCUGCGCAACAGUUUUAUGAGUAAUAGCGCCAUGGUUGCGGUCGCCAUUUGUUGCAUACUGGUCCUGCUGGCCGUCUUCAUUGUGAUCAUCAUAGUCGUUGGUCAGACGAUGGGUGAGCCCAAGUGAGAUAAGCUUCAACUGGGACCCGGAAACUUCCCAGAUGGAUAACAAAGGCACUCGACGAAUUGUUAGUUGUUACCGAAUAUCAAAUAUCCACUGCGAAUACUGGCCAGAGCCCAGCCUCACACAUUCACAUUGCUAAAUUUCAUGAGAAUCACCAUCGAUGACCGACGAGUGCCAUUGAUGAUGGCCCCCUUUGGCAGGCAGCGCCGUAAGCAACAACAUCACUUACAACGAUUUUCUAAAACACAUUUCGUAAACCAAGUGUCAUGCGGCGUAGCAAGCAAACUAUCUGCAUCAUGUGCCACUUUACGCCGCGUCACCGGCUUCAUUCGUAUACCAUCGGACCCAACGUCAGAACAAAAAUUGGCUGUGAUGUGAAACUAAAGAGACAUAUGUAUGAAAUUUACUCAUAGACAAAUUUGAAACUAAAAAAUUCCAAAAAAAAAAAUUGAAAAAUAUUAAAAUCGGCAAAAAAUUGAGUGUGCAAAAAUAUUUCAAGUCAAUCACAACUACAACAACAACACGUUAUAACAAUAAUUAUGAAUAACCAGACAUUUUAGGCAAAUUUAAUGCAAGAAAAAAAUACAAGCGCGUUAAAUGUGAAAUAUACAUAUUUAUAUUAGUAAACUAAAUUAAAGUCAAGUAGUGUUUUUGAUAAUGGUGUUAGAAUUUCGAUGUUUUUAAAGAACAAACCAAUCACACAAACCAUAAAUACUCCUUUUAGUAUCUAGAUAUGUAAACAAAGGCAUGCAUUUUUCUAAGUCAAAAAUGCAAAAACAACCAUAAAUGGAGCAGCAGCCAAAAACUCUCUCUGCAUUAUGCCUCCCAGAACUCAAGAAGAAGUAGAGAGGACCAUAUGAAAUCAAAGUUGUCGCAAAGCUAAAACAUUCUGAGGAAUAACUGGCGUUCCCCAACGAGUAACUAUAUCGAAGAGCACGAGAGAAAAUUGAAGAAAUGUAUGGGCGAUUGUGGAACGACCAAGUCCAGGGACUGGGAGGUAAACAAACAAUAAAAGUGGGCAGCGUUUACUAUAAGCGAACGCGCAAAAAAUAAAUAAAAAUAGAAACACAGCAGCUGCAGCUCAACUAUAACUCAAACCGCAAACUGAAUUUUAAUGUCCUGUAAGAAACUCCAUUAGAAAUUUAUUUUUACAACAAUAGUCAUCCAGAAAUGGUAACCACAAUCUACGUAAAUAAAACAAAGUGAUGGGUUUAAUAAAUACCAAUUUUUUUCAAACUUUAAACUUUUAACCUAAAGUAAAUAUUCUUGAAUAGUUGAAAAGCCAAAUCAUAUCAUUUGAAACGAUGAAUUUCCCCACUCAGCAUUCAACUAAAAAUGCCAAAAUACAGAUUCCUCACUAUUAUAGUGUAUGUCAUGAGCUCCCUUAAAUAAAUGACAGUAUUAUAAAAGCUCUCCAUAAGAAACAAAAAAUAACAAUAAAUAAAAAAAAACCUUUCAUUGAAGUGGCAGGCGAAAUUCAGAAAGUAAAAUAAAUAAAUACAUAAAGUGAAAAAUAAAUACAAUUUUUAUAAUAAUUUUUAUAUGCUUUCAAAAGUUCAUAAGAUAUAUAAAACACACACAACAAUAGUUAAAGUGAAACAAACCAACAACUGUGCAGCAGAACAAGCCAAAUAGUGUUAAGUGAUUAUACCAUAUAACGUACAAAACCAAUUAAUAACAGUAAAUAGUUCCAGGUUAAUGAAUUAACAGACAAUUCAGUGUUUUCAUAUGUAUACAAAUAAUGUUCGUCGUUUAACCGUUGACUAAUACACCAUGUCGUAUACGUAACGCAUACAGUUAGUGUAUUAUUAUAUAAAAUAUAUAUGUAUAUGGUAUGUGUUUACUGUAGUUUUUCUACAACAAAUCUGUAAAUAACAAAAUAAUAAGUGAAUAAAAUAACAGUAAAUCAAUAAGAGAAAUAUUGUGAGACAUUUUCGAGUUUAUUGAAAAUAUGUUGACUAUCCCAAAGAGCUCAAAACUUUUUAACCCAAACAACUACCACUAACUUAAACGAACAAGUUUAAAUGAUAUUAUACACACAUAUAUUUUAUAAAUGUCAAAUUAAAGUAAAAGUAAAUAAGAACAUAGUUUUAGCAGUAAAUGGAUGAUUUGGAACAAAACAUGUCUACCAACAGUAUAUAACAGUAAUAAACACUAUGAUAAAAUUCUAAAUUAACGCAUAUAAGCAGAACGCUUGAAAGAAAAAGGCCAGAGAAUGAGCAACUAUGAGGAGCGAUUGCAAGGAAAGGAAUAACAAAGCAAAUACAAAUAAUAAUUUUAUUAAAAAAGUAAAACCAAAUGUAACUAGAAAUAUUUUUAAAAAGAAAACUAACGAUCUUGUCAUUUUACAUCUACUUAUAUAAGUGUAUGUAUGUAAAUACAUAUUUUCCAGACUAAAUUUGUCAACUGUGUGAAAUGUAUGUAGUUGAAUACAAAUUUGAGAAAUGUUUAAUAUAUAUGUGAAAAUGUAACUUAAUGGAAAGACCCCGUUAUGUCCAAGUAGUGAUGUGAGCAUUAUAUACAUAACCUAAAGUAACAAAUCAUAAAUCUCUUAACGCCAAAUUAUUGCUUGGAGAUAGUAAAAAUUGGCUCAAAAACGUAUGUGUGCAAUGAAAUCAAUACUUUAUGGAUUAAAACAUAAAUUAAAUCGCGCUUAAAUAUAAUUUCAAUUAUUUAUGGAAAUCUCGCAAAUACAUUAACCGACGA